This is a messenger RNA of Trypanosoma conorhini, 2940 nucleotides long. RefSeq lists its product as uncharacterized. Lineage: Eukaryota; Euglenozoa; Kinetoplastea; Trypanosomatida; Trypanosomatidae. The transcript has a single exon. Bases 1 to 2940 code for a protein of 979 amino acids. The record is from RefSeq and is a predicted model, not a curated record.
AUGGAGGACCUCAGUUAUCGCGGUGCAAUGGUGAUGCCGCUACCGAUGGUGCAUCUCCGCAGGUGCCACAAUCCGGAAAAGGCCCUCGUUGUCUAUCAAAACGCAAAGGGUAAGGGAGAAGCCGCUGUUCAGGAGCUCCUUGCGCGUGCCCGGAUUAUUGUCCCGGCACUCAUGAACUACCUUUUCUUCAGCAGCACACACGUUGCGGUGCUUUAUUUGGGGAAGAAAGUCGUAGAUGGCAAAAAGUUGGGUGUUGAGGAGGGUGCAGUGGACAUGAAGAUCCGGAUGCUUCGCUACCUGACAACCGACAUGUGGCCGCCGCUGCUGCGCACGGAUGCGCCUGAAGACUCCGGCAUGGCGGAGUUUCCCUUCUCUAGCUAUGGCGAGAGCCUUCUGGAAGACCUCCCACCGGGAGAGGCAAAGCUGGGGAAUGUUUGCCGGGAGACAUCCAUCAAGUUCCUAAGGCUGGUGGCGCUGCAGCGUAGCAUGGAAGUGUUGGUGUACGUCAAAAAUGGCGUGGCGGGGAUGAAGUACCUCAAACUGAUCCUUCGCAAUACGAUGGAGCGAGUACAUUUUGACGUGAUCGACACAAGGGAUGAGAAACAUCGCUGGGAGGAGCGCAAACUUUUCGUGCGCAUCCUUGACAACUUGGAGACGCAGAGGGCCAUCCCAAGUUUUGAGGCCUAUGAGUCCUACUUUCGAGAGGCGUGCACGGUGGCGGCUCGAUUGUCCGUACAUCAUGCAAUACUGAAGAAGCGUGUGGUGGUGGUAGACUCAAGAAGCGGGGGAGGAAAGGAGGACGCCGGCGAGGAGCGCCAACAUAGCUGGAUGGCAAAACUAUCCAAGCCAGAGGGAUCCAUGCUGGAUUACAAGAGUUACAUUUUUGAUACGGUGGCCGAGAUAAAAUACAAUUGCAUCCGUUUCAUGUGUGGCUUUCUAAACGCGUACAUGGAGGGAAAACUCGUCAUUGGUGUCCAUGAAGUCCCUCGGCGGAACCCCGAUGGCUCGAUUCCUCCCUUUGGUGAUGGAAAGAAUAGCAUUAUCCGUCACGAUGACUUGGUGGAUCAAUAUGUAGUGGGUGUAUGUCUCACCGCGGCUGACUUGGAAGAUAUUCAACAGAGCCUCUCUCAGCAACUGCUGGAGUGUGUCCCACCUGUACCACCAGAGGCAGUUCGUGUAGUCGUGUUGCCUGUGCAGUUCCCAAAAAACUUUAAAAUUUCAAGUCGUGUUUUGGUGCUUUGCGAUAAUGAGGCAAAUGGUUACGGGAAUGCAAUAAAGCAAAAGAUAUUUUGUGCCCUGCAUCACUUGGUUCCACAGGGUCUUGCACUAGUGGUUGUUCGGAGCCAAACGCUACAGCAGGCUUUUUUGCAGGAUGGCGAAUGCUUCCAUAAGCACAAGAUAGGGUUUUACGGUGUGGCGGCUGUACAGGAACCCUUGCUGCUUGAUCGACUGAAGUGGGAGGAGUCUCUUUCGUACGUGUUGGAGGGACAGAAGAGCUGCUGUCGCUUUGUGUUUGUUGAUGCCCCUGGUGACAUUGAGGUGGUCUCCCUUGGCGUCGUUGAAGUUUCGGUAAACUUGAAACGCACCGCAUGCCUACCACUACGAAUGUACACGGGGAAGUUUUUUAGCGGAUGGCCGUCUAUUCCAAUUUGGGACACCGUCACACAGACGGUGCGAUGCGUUGAGCGUAACUAUAACGUCUUUGCCUCUCUCUUGGGGGCAACUGGCGGUUCUGUUCCGAAGUUUCACAAAAGAAACUCCACCGCCUUGGCCGUGCCCCUGCCAGUGCGCUUUUCGCUCCCCAGCGAGCCCUCCCAGCGAUGGGCACUGCGGCACUCGCUUCACUCAUGGUUUAGCGAUCCACAAGUGGCAGGCCGGGUUCUUAGCUUCUUGGGGGACACGCUGGACUCCCUCCGCUUUCGCCUUCUUCACCCCGUAUGCGACACCGUCUUUGAGCGUCGUCAAGGCAUUCACUUGCUUCAACUCCUAUUUGCGACCUCUUUAGGAGACGUCUCCAUGCGCUGCUCUUGGGAUGCCCUCUCUUGGAUGCAGAGUGAGAUGCGUGAGGCAGAAAUCCCGCCCAUGCCACUUCUCUUGUGCCGAGUGUUUGAAAGCAUCGGAACGCUUCCUUCUCCUUUUCCAUAUGUGGCGGUGCCUCUCGAGCAGCAAUCGUUCCGCGUCUCCAAAUAUUUGGUGCCGCUGUUUAACCUACAAAGCUACUUUGAUGGACAAAUGAGGCCAUCCAUCGUGCUUGACAUGCGUGACGGCAUUGUGAAAGCCAUUCGGCUUCAAAAUGGCAUCUUCAUCCUCCAGAGAGUGUUUGGUGUGGGGUUUGAACAAAUUACAAGGCGUCAUCUUAGUCAAUUCCUUUACCGGCGGCGGAUGAGUGAGGAAGGACGCUUCUCUGACGAGGAUGCCUUGAUUAGCGACACAAUACAGGGUUUUCUAACCCCAUCCUUAUUUCGUCCUUUUAUGCAUGCCAGCGACGAGGAACAGGCUCUGUUGUUGCCACUUGCUGCAGCCGUGGAGGAUACUGGCAUUCAGACGCUGCCGCGCGAGAUGGAGCGUCGGCUUCCACUUCUUGCGUUUAAGUUUUUGACCGAAGACACUCUUCCAAAGUGUGGGGUUUCCUCUUCGACCGCACCGCAAAGUGACGGUGGGACGGAGGUGGAACACGAGCAAGCUGAUGUCCGACGGAUCCCGUGGACAUUGUCGCACUUGUUGGCCUGGUUCAAUGUACUGGCCUCUGAUGAGCACGUGCAGCAUUUUGGCUACUGCAGACGUUCUGUGGCGUUUCGUAUAUCCUCCCUGCGAGAGGUCUGUUCGGAGCAUGUGGAUCGAAUAGAGGAGGGCAACGCGUUUUUGUCGCGCCUCCGCUUCGCCGACUCCCCGCAGAGCUGCCUCUUGCACCAGGUAGUAGAUGCGUGGCUUUCACUCUGA